Stylophora pistillata is the source of this 1031-nucleotide messenger RNA. Its product is annotated as abscission/NoCut checkpoint regulator. Gene Ontology annotation, biological process: abscission; mitotic cytokinesis checkpoint signaling. Gene Ontology annotation, molecular function: metal ion binding; phosphatidylinositol-3-phosphate binding. Gene Ontology annotation, cellular component: cleavage furrow; centrosome; midbody. The record is from RefSeq and is a predicted model, not a curated record. Lineage: Eukaryota; Metazoa; Cnidaria; Anthozoa; Scleractinia; Pocilloporidae.
AUGGCGGGUUUACAAUGUUUUGCUUGUGGGCAAGGAUUUGGCUUCUUCAGACGAGAGCAUGGAUGUAAGAAUUGUGGAAGACUUUUCUGCUCUGGAUGCACUUCUCAGUCAAUUAUUUUACCACAACAUGGGUCAAAGAAAAUGAAAGUUUGUGAUCAAUGCUACAGAAAUCUUACGAGAGAUACACAAAAACAAACUCAAAUUAAAGACAGAAAUGAUUUGAAUGACCUAAACAAGAACACCCCUUUGCACAGACCUGUUUUAAACAGCUGUGAGAAAGGUCAUUUGCAAAAUGGAAUAAGGAAAACAGUCAUUGCUACAGCUGAAUCUUCAGAACACAAAAAUUCUUCAAUGGAUCCUGAUGAGGCAAUCCGUCAGAGGCUGGCAGAGCUUAGAACAAAUGAUUCCUCUAAAGAUAAAGAUGAUUCUUCAGUAUCACAAAUAACAGAUCAACUGUUAGGAGAAAGGUUUGAGAACCUCACUGGAAGAAAGGCAACAUCAAUGCAGAACUCAAAUAUCAAUACCCUUCAGCCGAAAAAAUCUGAAGUAGAGGAGGUGAAUGACUUGAUGAAACAAAUGAUGGAAGAAAACAAACUUGCUGAGGAGGAUCCAACAGCCACAAGUAGUAUCACUGAUAAGGAAAUUGAAGAGAGACUUGCCAAGCUGAAAGGCAUUGAUCCAAGUCUGACAAAUCAACCUAAAUCAAAUACAUUUGAUAGUGAUGAAGAUGAUGAAACAGCAAGCCAACAAUACCUGAAACAGAUACUUGGUGAAGUAGCUCUGGAUUUAAAAAUGGAAAACGUUGAUUUUGGUGAUUCCUCUGCCAGCAAAUCAAGUAAAUCAGGAAAAAAGACAGGACAAUUGAAGACCAAAGAUAGUGAUUCCACAGCUAUGCCAAGCAGCAUUUUUAGCCACGAUUAUGAAGCAAACAGUGAUGAUGACGAGUUGCCAUGGUGUUGUAUCUGCAAUGGGAAUGCUGUUCUAAGAUGUCAUGGCUGUGAUGAUGACUUCUAUUGUCGGAGAUGCUAUAG